AUGGCUCGUCGUGUUGAGAUCCGAGAUGAUUUUCCACAUAUUCGAGAUGAACAGCGAUUUUUGAUCAAAGAACUUAAAAGCCUGACUGCAUUGUUUCUUUCAAAGUACCAUGAGAUGGGACUGGGAUUGCCGGAGUUCUUGCUUGAACACUUCACGGUCGAGAUCAAUAAACGAUCAGAGGCAGAUGCUGAGGAGGCUCGGCGGAUGCAAAGCGUUGGUGUUGUUUUGGAUGAAUGA
Molecule: messenger RNA, 237 nt
Organism: Penicillium paradoxum
Lineage: Eukaryota; Fungi; Ascomycota; Eurotiomycetes; Eurotiales; Aspergillaceae
Exons: 1
Coding region: 1-237 (78 amino acids)
Source: RefSeq, a predicted model, not a curated record